AUGAAAGUCAAUACUGCCAUACAAAUGCGACGUGAAGCUUUCUUGAGGAGGAAGUAUUUAUGGGGCAUCAAAUUACAUUCUGCUCGUUAUAUUCGCCCCUGCGCCCUUAGGACUUGGAAACGUGAUGAGGUCAAUACAUUGGAUCCAUCGACUUUUCCUGACGCGACACCUGUGGAGCUAGCGGCAGCAUUAGAAAGAGAUGAGUUACUUACGGGUGUGGAAGUGGGAUAUAACCCAAUAUCAUUAACCUCGGAUCGUUUCGAUCCGGGUGUUGAAGCAACCGCGGAUACUCCUGGAAAGCCAUGCGAGCCUGCAUUUCUAGAUGCCCUCGUCACGGACUGUUGCGUUUUGAUUUGGGAAUUUCGUAGCCUUUAUAGAUACACAGACUUCAAUUCGAUGGACGACCCAUUACCCACGAAGUAUGCGGACAUUUUCUAUGAUCUCAACACCGUAUUUACACAAUGCCGGAGGCUUAAAAAAUCGCCUGAACUCUUCUCAACGCUAGUACAAGAGCGUCAAUUCAUGGAAAAGAUGAGUCGUAUAGCGGAAAUUGUGGACCAUCUGCGAGAUGUUAUAGUCUUGAAAAAUGAUAGUAAGCUCGCCAGGAACGAAAUGCGAAAGAAGGAGAGAGAACUUGCCAAAUGUCUACCAUUCUUUUAUCCCGGACGGGCAGAUGGAAGACAUCCCUGGACUAGAUGGCUGGAAAAUUCUUCACCUGUGAUGCCUCCAGGUUGGCUUGGGAUUCAGCAGAAAAUACCACAUAUUGGCGACAAUAUAAUUCGAAGAAUCACAACUAUGUAUGAACUAUAUGAGAGACAGUUUAGAAUUGAGGGACUUAUUGAUCGCAAAGUGAAUGAUACCUUGGAAGAUUUUCCUGCCCCAGGAGAAGCAUUUGAGCAUAUGGCCUACUCGAAAUUCUCAACAAUGGCAGUAAAUUACGUGCAGUAUAGAAGUGGAGAUAGGUCGGAGUCCGACCAAAAUGGGAUCUUGAGGAUUGAGAAGUUAGCAGAAGCUGUUCAGCGGAGUUUCAGACGGCAGGAGAAUCCAGUAAUUGCAAAGAAUGCAAAUAUCCCGUAUCAUCGAUUUAUGAUGGGCUAUAAGGUAGAAACACUAAAUGGCGAUGUCCAAUAG
Messenger RNA from Sclerotinia sclerotiorum 1980 UF-70, 1131 nucleotides. RefSeq lists its product with no specific name. The coding region runs from base 1 to 1131 and encodes 376 amino acids. The record is from RefSeq and is a predicted model, not a curated record. NCBI's taxonomy places the organism in Eukaryota, Fungi, Ascomycota, Leotiomycetes, Helotiales, Sclerotiniaceae. The transcript has 4 exons.